CAAAUAUUUAGCGAACCGAAAUUAGUCUACAACAAAAACCAAAUUGACUCAUUGUCGCUCUCACUUUCUGUGCUUCGCGAGAGUUUCUCAGGCGCCAUGGAGGGCUCGUCGUCUAAUCCCUAUUAUUCAAAUCAAACGGCUUCCGGUGCAUCCGAUUUUCUUACUAAUCUUCCUUCUCGUGGUCUCUUCUCGUCCAACGUUAUCUCUUCAAAUCCGGGUAGCAUGCGAGUUUAUGUUUGUGAGCAUGACACAUCACCCCCAGCGAACCAACUGGUAAAAACAAACCAACAAAACAUACUGAUUAGAUCACUCACUCUUAAGAAACAGAAGGAUGCUAGUUCAAAGGAUGUGAAAGGUGUAGCUGGAGCUGAUAAAAAGAGGGCUGCUGAAAGAGUUUUGGAUGGUAGGAAUCCAGCCAAGAGAGCCAACAUGCAAGCAAGCUCUCGUCAAGAGGGAAUGAACAGUUGUGCAGCUGAGAAGGACUUCCACAGUUUGACUGUAGAGAGGCUCCGGGCCCUUCUCAAGGAAAGAGGUCUUUCACCAAAGGGAAAGAAGGAUGACCUGGUUGCACGCCUUAAAGGUGCAAAUAGUUAAAUGUAGCUCAAAAGGUGGAGAGGUCUCAGCAUGUUUUGCACUUGGGUUAUGGAAGGUCAUUAUGUUCUAUUUUGUGUAACCUAAGAUAGAGAAAAGAAUUGUAAUUUAGGAAUAUUGUUUUGAAGAGAAUGAUAACAUGUCGUUUCUAUUAACCUGCAUUGAUAAGUUUUAGUUAUUUUUUUUUCUUUUCCAACAUGGUAAUGUAUAUCUAUCCUUUUUGCCCGCCAUAGAGUGGACCCUUGUUAUUGAGCUGAAGCUGGUGGCAGUGGUAGGGCAGAGCACGUGCUAUUAUAUACUUCUCUGUUUAUCA
This is a messenger RNA of Mangifera indica (mango), 904 nucleotides long. RefSeq lists its product as uncharacterized. Gene Ontology annotation, cellular component: Cul4-RING E3 ubiquitin ligase complex. Gene Ontology annotation, biological process: positive regulation of proteasomal ubiquitin-dependent protein catabolic process. Lineage: Eukaryota; Viridiplantae; Streptophyta; Magnoliopsida; Sapindales; Anacardiaceae. The transcript has 6 exons. The coding region runs from base 97 to 594 and encodes 165 amino acids. The record is from RefSeq and is a predicted model, not a curated record.